Messenger RNA from Theobroma umbraticum, 1964 nucleotides. RefSeq names its product protein LIKE EARLY STARVATION, chloroplastic. Gene Ontology annotation, cellular component: chloroplast stroma; starch grain. Lineage: Eukaryota; Viridiplantae; Streptophyta; Magnoliopsida; Malvales; Malvaceae. The record is from RefSeq and is a predicted model, not a curated record. Gene Ontology annotation, molecular function: starch binding. Gene Ontology annotation, biological process: regulation of starch metabolic process; starch metabolic process.
UCUCCGUAACUCCCCGAAAAAUGGCUUCUCUCCCACGCGCCACUCCACGCUCCUCCGCUCCUCUCCCUUCCCACAACCGUAAGCAUGUGCUCAUUUCCGCGCCAAAAACAGUUAAUCAAGGAAGAACAAGAAGCAGGACAAACCUGACAGUUAUUAGAGUCGUCGAUGGCGGUGAUUCGUACCUCGAUAUGUGGAGGAAAGCGGUGGACAGGGAAAGGAAAGAAACCGAGUUUCAAAAACUUGCUAAUAAUCUCGCUAAGAUUGACGAUGAUAGCGUUGGCGGUGAUGAUGAGAGUAAAGACAUUAUCGAGCAGAAGAGCGAGGAGUUCCGGAAGAUUCUGGAAGUUUCGAAGGAGGAAAGGGAUCGGAUUCAGAGAAUGCAAGUAAUCGAUCGUGCUGCGGAGGCGAUUGCGGCGGCUCGCUCUAUUCUCAAGAAGAACGGUUCUUCUCCGGAAAAGGAGGAUUCCAAGAACGAAAAUGACAGAACAAUCAGAGUUCAAGAAGACGGAAAUCAGAGUGGGAGCAUUUUUGUUACUCGGUCGGAAAAUUCUGGGAAUGGUACACCUGGUCCAGAUUUUUGGUCCUGGACACCUCCUCAAAGUACUGAUGAGAUUUCAGAUAAUAUGGAUGGUUUGCAGACUGCUAAACAAACUUCAGAGUAUCCAAUAUCGAGCAAUCUGGUUUUGGAGAAAGAUCAGUCUGUUGGUUUUCUCUCAAUUCCUUUUGAGAGUAAGGCUUACGAGACCACCCGCAAUCUUCCUCCUUUUCAAUCGCUGAUAGAGGUUGAUAAAACAAAAGCAUCUGAGAUUGCAGUAGAGAAGACUUCUGUAAAAGAUGAACAUGACCUUGAAGUUGAAUUUUCUGCACACGCUGCGGAAGCAGCUGAUGCCCUUCAUAAGGCCAAAGAAUUAUCAACCCAAGGAGUCCAUCCAGAUGGAACGAGAUGGUGGAGAGAAACAGGAAUUGAGCAAAGACCUGAUGGUGUGAUUUGCCGGUGGACAAUGAUCAGGGGUGUUAGUUCUGACCAAGCUGUUGAGUGGCAAGAGAAGUUCUGGGAGGCUUCUGAUGAGUUUGAUUACAAGGAACUUGGUUCUGAGAAAUCAGGACGUGAUGCAUUUGGGAAUAUUUGGAGCGAAUACUGGAGAGAAUCAAUGUUGCAGGAUGGUGGGCUUGUGCAUCUUGAAAAAACUGCUGAUAAGUGGGGAAAGAAUGCAAAAGGUGAGGAGUGGCAAGAAAAAUGGUGGGAACAUUAUGAUGCAUCUGGAAAAUCUGAGAAAUGGGCUCAUAAGUGGUGCAGCAUUGACCCAAACACACCCCUUGAGGCUGGUCAUGCUCAUGUUUGGCAUGAAAGGUGGGGUGAAAAAUAUGAUGGAUAUGGUGGCAGCGUGAAAUACACAGACAAAUGGGCAGAGCGAUGCGAAGGCGGUGGGUGGGCAAAAUGGGGUGACAAAUGGGAUGAACAUUUUGACCUCAAUGGCCAUGGUGUAAAGCAGGGGGAAACAUGGUGGCAAGGGCAACAUGGUGAUCGCUGGAAUCGCACAUGGGGUGAGCACCACAAUGGCUCUGGAUGGGUUCACAAAUAUGGCAAGAGUAGUAGUGGGGAGCACUGGGACACCCAUGUGGAGCAGGAGACUUGGUAUGAGAGAUUCCCACACUUUGGUUUCUAUCACUGCUUUGACAACUCCGUGCAGCUGCGGGAGGUUAAGAAGCCAUCUGAGAUGUCUGAACAAUAGAUCUUUUAUUUGUUUAUUCAUUUAAAUAUAUUGCAUGUACAUCUUUCAUACCAAAAAAAAUGUAAUAAGUAGUAAUUGUUCCUCACGCAGAAACUAGUGUUUACAAGAAAAAAUAAUAGAAUCUCCUGUCAUACGUAUAUUGCUGAGGUUUGUAUAUUUCUCAUAACAGCUUCCGUUUUGAACUUAGAUAACGUUUGGUACGAGAGAAGUGAGAAUAUAUUUUUUGUAAUA